AGAUACGGUCACAGUUGUUCCAGCCAUACUGAUGGGACCAGAGGAUAUGAUUCUGGAGUACAGUGAUGUCCUGACAGCCACAUUCACCUGCACCGCUUUUGGUGGAGACGAUGCUCCACUAGCAAUUGACUGGCUAUCUCAAGCAACAGGAUUUAAUGCCAUUUCAAGAAUUGAUGGCAUUAAUGCAGACAACAGCACUACUAGCUCGAUCACUACUCUCCCUCUUUCACUGAGUGAUAGAGGAAGUAUAUAUACCUGUGAUGUAACCUAUGAAAGUGCACCCGGUGAUGACAAUGAAGCAUCAGCUACUGUGGACAUUGUACCAGCAACUACUGAGGAUCCGCAGAACGUCUUUAUCGGAGUUGGACUAGGGAGAAAUGCCACUUUCAGCUGCUCUGCUUAUGGUGGACCUACUGAAACCAUUCCUUCCCUGGAGUUCACUUGGACUGGUCCAGUUGGUAUUAAUGUCAGUAUUCAAGUGACAGAGGUGGUCGAUGAUAUAGCUACCAAUACUCUGACUCUGGUGAAUGUGACAGAGGAUUUUGAAGGAAACUACAGUUGCUCUGUGGCCUACAGUGACAUACAAAUGAUCACAUAUAUCUCAGAGAUAGCCACUCUCAGUGCUGUCAGGGGUCCUUUAAUCAUCACUGAGCCUCCCAUAGACUCAGUUGAAGAAAGAGGCAACUCCGUCACUUUUUACUGUACUGCAGUAGGCAACGGGACUCUCAACAUCACGUGGCGACUUUCCCUC
Geodia barretti is the source of this 751-nucleotide messenger RNA. The record is from the annotation of a GenBank genome assembly. Lineage: Eukaryota; Metazoa; Porifera; Demospongiae; Tetractinellida; Geodiidae.